Messenger RNA from Rangifer tarandus platyrhynchus (Svalbard reindeer), 909 nucleotides. NCBI's taxonomy places the organism in Eukaryota, Metazoa, Chordata, Mammalia, Artiodactyla, Cervidae. The record is from the annotation of a GenBank genome assembly.
AUGGACACGGCACCUGCGCCCUUCGGCAGUGCCCCUUCGCCACUGUCCCCUCCCCCCACCUGCGGCGCUGCCGGCUCGCUCCCCAGCACUGCCCCGCCCAGCCCCGCCCAGCCCCGCCCAGCCCCGCCUGCUCGGCGCUCCCCAGGCCGCGCGCGCCCGUGGCCCCCGCCCCGAGCCUGUCCUAGCCCCGCGGAGCGCCGAGCCGCGGGGGCCGCGGGGCCGCGGGGGCGCGCAAGAGAGCAGGCGGCCGCGCCUGCGCACUGGCCGCUUCCCCUAGCGGCGAUCCGGGCCGCUGCCGCUCGCGCUUGGGCAGGACGCGGGGCGGGCGGGGGGAGGGGGGAGCGGCUUUGCUUCCAGCCGCGAGUGAGGCGGAGACCCGGGCUGGCGGGCGGAGCGGGAGGCACCGCACCUCGGCCAGAGGCGGCUGCUGCAGCUGCUGCCCUCUUCCCCGCCGCCGCUUCUCCAGUCCUGUCAGUGGUUUCCCCGCCAGCUGCUGGGAACGGACGAGAGAGAGGAGGAGGGCGAGAAACUCCCACCGACCCACAGAGCAUGUUCUCUUUCCGCACAGGCACCCUCACCCCCGAGGAGAGCAGUGAUGGAGCAGGAGAGGCCCGUGUAGACUCGCAGCUCGCGUCAGUUUGUGAGCAGCAGUGUGUUGGCUCUAGACCGAGGUCUGAGCUGCCCCCAGCGCCGCCUGCUGUACCUGAGUCGGCCUUGUCUCACAGCCGGCCGCUCCCCACAGCGCUGCCCACCGCGCUCAGUUACGGAACCCCAAAGCAGAGCAGGUGCAGCACACAGGCCACACGGGCUCCUGAUACGUGUCAGUGCACAAGCUGUGGCGGCCUGGCUGCCGCCGCAGACCGCGAGCUCCUCUGCCGCGCCGCCUGCGUCAGCAUCAGCCAGUGGUAG